Messenger RNA from Cylindrotheca closterium, 1080 nucleotides. The record is from the annotation of a GenBank genome assembly. Lineage: Eukaryota; Bacillariophyta; Bacillariophyceae; Bacillariales; Bacillariaceae.
AUGGCAGACCCCAGUGGAUUCGUCACCAGUCCUCCUUCGACCUAUGUCAAGAUUAUCAACACGGCGCGGGCCGAAAUGAAUGGCCAGUUUGGAUUAGUGCUGGGGUAUUCUGAGGAACGAACCCGAUACGUCCUUGUGUUGUGCAAUAACGGGGCUCAGGCCAUGCUACGACCUGAAAAUUUGGAGCCCUGUUCCACUGUCGAAAAGUAUCAGGCGCAAUACCAACAAAUUCGGAACGAUCCAAGGAUCAAACAAAAGAUGACUGAACUGUACGGAAACGCGAAUCAAAUGCUGGGGGGACGUGCCAAACCAGAACAUGCCGCAGGUGCCAUGGGUGUCGUCUUUUUACUAUUGAUCUAUUUCGUUGGUUUCAGCAAAAUGAUCAUGCUCACCUCUCUCAUCAUGCUGGUGGGUUUGAUUGUGGCGCCUGACAUUCAAGCCUUUGGCAUUAAAAAGUGGAAGCUAAUCCUAAGAAACUUUCCAACCCGGUGUCGGGAAACCAUUGAACAAACGGUCCCACAAGCAAGGGGACGAGUGACCAACCCAAUGGCCUGUGGAUUUGUGCUCUUUAUGAUUCUCGUUGCCGGACGAACCUUGUUUUUGUCCAGUGGCAAAGCACCAUCCGUGGCGCCCAAUCCUCCCAUGAUGCAAGAGGCAACAAGAACCGCGACAAGAUCUCUACUUGAUACGACGACAACGACGACGACUGCCAAGAAUGCCAUUGAUGAAGCCUACAAAAUGGGAUACAAUGAUGCGACUUCCAGUCUUCCCUUUGGCACUGCGUCGUUAGCGGAACUCAAGGAACAAGUUUCAGCAGCAACUUCAGCAUCUUCCGUGCCUCCAACACAAGACAUUCUCUAUGAUUAUCCACCGCCACCACCGCCUCAGAAAUCCGGUGGUUUUGGAAUGGGCAGCAUCAUGUCCCUGUUCAUGAUUGGUAGGACCUGUAUGCAAAAUGGAAUGACGGGGGAUGGCAAUUUUGAUCCACAAUUGCUCCUGGCCAAUUUGCAACUCAUGCCCAUGCCACAAAAGGCAAUUUUAGGAUUCAGUGUCUUUAAUUUGCUGAGAGCCUUUUUGUAA